CUCCUCCACUUCCCUCUCUCUCCCUUUAGGGUUUUUGUAGAGAGACUGACUAACUCUUGCACAGCUUUCCCAGCCAUUCUAUCUGUGUAGGCCUGUCUGACUCACUGAUCUGGGGCCAGCGGGAUUUUACAACUGUGCCCAUCCACUCACACUCCCAUCAGUCUCCACCUGAUUCCAGACCUGCCUGCCAGGGUUGACUUUGGCUCCCCCAGCCUGGCUACUGAUGAAAGACAAGGAGAGAAGUUAACAAGAGUUUAGACAGACACACACCUUACACAGCACACAGGUGGUCAGGACCCUCAUCAGGGAUCAAAGGACCUGAAUCAGCUUAAUAUGGACGAAUCUUCUCCCUUUCUCCUGUGAUGUUGAGUUCAAUGAGUCCAUGUUAUUUAGCCGACCUGAGUCACCCUUAGUUUGUUUUGGUCCAAAACCCAUUAUCAUCUGUUAGUGAUUGUCCCUCAAUGGGUUUCAUAAUGUUUUGGUGUCACAUCUGAAUCACCUGCCUAUUAGCUAGGUUACUCAACUCUCUUACCUGUCUGUGACAGUCUCUCUGGCCUGACUCAUUUUUAUCUUCCUUAACCCUUAUAUCGUACCUGUCUGUUAGUCUGCCCCCCCCCCCCAUCUCUCUCAUAUCUCUUACCUCUAUCUCUCUCUCCUGACUCACCUGUUUGUCUGUCCCUCCAUUGGUACGACAGGUGAGGGCUGGCCCUCUAAAGAGGAAGUGUGUGUGUGGUGAAGCAGCAGGUGGCUGGCGGGUUAAUGGUAUAAUGGCAAACGGUGUAAAGGAACGGUUACACCAGAGCGCAGGUAUGAGGGUGUGACGAGAUCCUGGAGGUCCUCCAGAUUCACCUGUCCUCCUAGUCCAAGCCCCACCUGCUGGAAAGUGGGAGGGAGGGAAGAAGAGAGGUGUGCCGUGCCGUGGUAGCUCUUUGCAGAACGAAGGUAUGAGCUGAGAGCAGUGUGUGAUACUGAGUGCGUUAGCUGCUUUGUGGGAAAGAUUGACUUGGAUUGAAUACAGUAGGCUGGAUCUCUUGGUGUUAUUUUGGUUCUGUGGAAUAUCUGACAAAAUUCCAUUGUAGCCUACUGCUCCCUUGAGUGGCUGGGACUAAGCGACGUGGACCAGCGCCUCUACGUGUUGAAGCGCCUGGAGGAACUGGUGACGCUACAGGACCAGCAGGAGACCCCCACCGGACCCCCCAGAGACCACCAUCUCGGUACCUGUCCUCCCCAGCAUCCGCAGCAUCAUGAGCAGCAGAGCCCAGUGAGAGCGGUGCCAGAGGAGCCCAGUGAGAGCAGCCACACAGGGAACAUCGACCGCGGGCGCAGUUCGUCCUUCCAUGAGGUGCGUGGUCUUCGGGAGGCUGAGAUGAGGGCGGCGGCCGACGAGACGUCCAGCAGCAGCAGUGGCAGCAGCAACACCGUCCUGCAACGACUCCUCCAGGAGCAGAUGCGCUAUGAUGAGGGACGCAACUACCAGCUGGCCAUGCAGGAGCAGCAACGGCAGCGGCAGCAGCAGGAAGGAGGGGUGAGCGGAGGCUACCCGGGCCAGGGAGGCCCCAACGACGACCGGCACGACUCCAUGGUGCCCCACAUCGCACGGCAGGAGCCCCAGGGACAGGAGCUGCAGGCAGACAGUGGCAUGGAGAAACUGGGCUCCCGCGGUGGGGGAAGUAGUGGAGUAGGAGGAAUGAGUGGUGUUGGAGGAGGCAGCGGCCAGGGCCCCAACCCAGAGGACUUACCCACCUACGAGGAGGCCAAGGUGCAGUCGCAGUACUUUCGCGGCCACCCGCACCACCAGCUACAUCAACAACAACAACAACAACAACAACAACAACAACAACAGUUGCCUCCGUCGGUGGGCGCAGCAUUUUACGUGACGGCCGUAACCAACAAUGGCAAGGUGCGUACGGAGGGGCGUCCCACGGUUCAGCGUCUGAGCAGCGGGGGAAAGGUGCACCAGGACGACGGGCUCAAGGACCUGAAGCAGGGCCACGUGCGCUCCCUCUCCGAGCGCCUCAUGCAGCUCUCGCUGGCCACCAGCGGGGUCAAGGCCCACGCCCCUGUCACUAGUGCCCCUCUUUCCCCCCAGCUGCCCCCUCCGGGUCCGCCGGGGGACUACUACAAGCCCUCGGGCCAACACCGGGGCCCUCCACCUGACUACCCCUUCAAGAACAUGGGCUCCUCUUCCAAACAGCUGCCGCAGCAUCAGGAACAAGGUGGGCACUAUUACCAGGACCAUCGGCCAAGGGAGCAGGGCAGGAACGAGGUGCCACACGUCCGCUACCAGCCUCCGCCAGAGUACGGCUCCUUCAGGUCCAAUAAGGAGAGCUCCGUCCACUCCCAGAGGUCUGUCCAUCACCACAGCCCCACCUCCUCGGUCACCUCAGUGGGCUCUCUGUCCCGAGCCCAGUCCUCUACCCUCGGUAGUCUCCUCAGCGCCUCCCACCCCUCCCACGCGCACCCCCACCCCCAGGGGGACCCCUACGCCGCCAUGGCUCCCCGAAGCCCCCAGGGCCCUGGAUCACACCAGGGGGACCCAUAUUGUCCCGGGCCCAUGCACCCUCCAAUUCAGAGGGGCCACAGCUUCCCACACGACCCCUACGGCUCCACCUCCAGGAUGCACCACCAGCAGCACCACCAAUAUCAACAACAGCAGCAACAACAACAACUCCAACACCAGCACCAACAGUACCACUCCCAGUCAUCCCAGGGCCACCCUCCCCAGCACUACCCCCACCCCCAGGGGGACCCCUUCGCCAUGAUGUCCCGCGCCCAACAGAUGGUGGACAUGGUGUCAGAGGAGAACCGGCUGCUCAAGCAGGAGAUGGAGGUGUGCUGCGAGAAGGUCACCAAGCUGCAGAAGUUGGAGACAGAGAUCACGCUGGUGUCGGAGGCCUAUGAGAACCUGGCCAAGUCAUCCACUAAGAGGGAGGCUCUGGAGAAAACCAUGAGGAACAAGCUGGAGCUGGAGGUGCGCAGGCUGCACGACUUCAACAGGGACCUCAGAGAGCGUAUGGAUACUGCCAACAAGCAGCUAGCUGCUAAGGAGUGGGAGGGAACGGAAGACAACCGAAAGACCAUCUCUCAGCUACUCACCCAGAACAAAGAGACGGUGCGUGAGAAGGAGAAGCUGGAGAUAGAGCUGAACUCACUGCACUCCUCCACGGACGACCAGAGACGACACAUUGAGAUCAGGGACCAGGCUCUCAACAACGCCCAGGCCAAAGUAGUCAAACUGGAGGAGGAGUUGAAGAAGAAGCAGGUAUAUGUGGAGAAGGUGGAGCGCAUGCAGCAGGCCCUGGCCCAGCUCCAGGCUGCCUGUGAGAAGAGAGAGCAGCUGGAGCACCGCUUACGCACGCGGCUGGAGCGGGAGCUGGAGUCACUACGCAUGCAGCAGAGACAAGGCGGCUCCCAGAGCAGCAGCAGUGGUCAGGAGUACAACGCCACAGCUCUGAUGGAGCACCUGAGGGAGAAGGAGGAGAGGAUCCUGGCCCUGGAGGCAGACAUGACCAAGUGGGAGCAGAAGUACCUGGAGGAGAGCGUCAUGAGGCAGUUUGCCUUAGACGCCGCCGCCUCCGUCGCCACCCAGAGGGACACGUCGUCGUCAGUGAUAAGCCACUCCGCCAGCAGCAGCUAUGAGCAGCAGCUGUCAGUGGAGGCUCGUAUCCAGAAGGAGGAGGAGGAGAUCCUGCUGGCCAACCGCCGCUGUCUUGACAUGGAAAGCAGGAUCAAGAACCUGCACGCCCAGAUCAUUGAGAAGGAUGCCAUGAUCAAAGUGCUCCACCAGCGUUCCAGGAAGGAUCCCAACAAGGACCGGGAUGCCGCGGCCACCAUGCGACCCUCCAAGUCUCUGAUGUCCAUCGCCAACACGGGCGGCUCGGGCCUGCUCUCACACAGCUUGGGCCUCAGCAGCUCCCCCAUCACAGAAGAGCGCAAGGACAGCAGCUGGAAGGGCAGCCUGGGAGUUCUGUUGGGUCCAGAGUACCGUACCGAUUCUCUGAGGACAGAGUCCAUCUCGUCAUCUCCCUCCCCGGUCCUGCCCCUGACAGCAGGCCACUCUAAGACGGGCAGCAGGGACAGCUGCACCCAGACAGACAAGGGCCAGAACCAGGAAGCUAGCAGCAAGCCUAGCACCCCAGCCCUGCAGAGCACGACCCUGCCUAGCCGCCUCUCCAGCCCCAGCCCCGUCUACAUACCUGACCGCAUCGCAGAUGUGCCAGUGUUCCACAGCAGUACCCUGGAGAGGCGUGUCAUGGUGCAGUCCCACCCCCAGGCCACAUCAGCCCCUCAACAGGAAGACAAUGACAUGGUGGAGAUUCUCAUCUGAACUGAACCAUGUCCUCUAUAGGUCACAGGACAGGAGGACAAUAUGUGAUUGUGCAUAAUCAAUACACACACACAAACAUUCACAGACACACUUUCAAAAUAGGUGGAGGAUUCCUUUUUUUGUUUUUUCAACGUUUGGUGUUUAACUAGUUGUCGAGUGACCGAGGGUGUGUUCAAAUGCACAACUUUUUUAGAUGUGCUUUAAUGAACAAUACUUUGUACGGAUUGUGAUUCGGGAGGUUUUAGUGUCAUCAGAGCGAUCAGUGUUGCUGGAGGCUAUUGGUUAACUAGCCUCCUUGGACCAAAUGUAUUGGCUACCAUACGUUGCAUCUAUUGCACUACUUACUUUUUUCACGUUAAGUCUGAUUUAGGUAAUCUAUUUAUGUGUAGUAAACAGUACAUUAUUCACCAAUGUUAGACGUGGCACUUGGGUAAUCAGUGAUAUUGUAAACUACAAAACAUUAUUUUAACCUGUAGAUACUGUAUGUAUGGCAUGUGUAUCAUUUAACCGAACUGAAUGGAAUAGGUUUUUAGAAGCCAUUCGGUUACAUGGCACUGCCAGCCAAGGACCACAAUGCACUGUUUAAAGUAUUGGGGGACCGGCCCCCCCAUGUCACAGUGGAAAACUUGGGGGAGCGAGACUCACAUUUCUACUGUGGUCCAAUGUGCUGCCUGUGUGACCCCACUGGAUGGGGUCUGUCUCUUUCGAAGUGCAGCAGUAGAAGAGGUUUGGUGUUCACCGAUGUGCCUAUGCAUCAGUUAAGGUUCUCCACUAUACCUGUUAAGUAUCCUUCAUUCCAGUCAUGCUGGGUUUGAAAGGGUCUUCUGCCCAGACUUGCUUCAAAUGAUAUUAGGCGUGAAAUAGUCCGUUAGGAUUUUAACUACUAGUUUAUGCAAUGAUCAGACAAUCUGGUAAUCAACUGUCUUUCUACACGAUUGACAUUGUAUUUAUGAAACUAUAUGGCUCUGUUUACAAAGGAAGCCCAAUUCUGGUCUUUUGACAAUAAUUGGGCAAAAGAUAGGAAUUGGGCUGCCUGGUUAAACGCAGCCUAUGUGGUGAUGUUAGCAGUUGAAA
Messenger RNA from Oncorhynchus tshawytscha (Chinook salmon), 5401 nucleotides. RefSeq names its product angiomotin (gene amot). NCBI's taxonomy places the organism in Eukaryota, Metazoa, Chordata, Actinopteri, Salmoniformes, Salmonidae. Gene Ontology annotation, cellular component: lamellipodium; plasma membrane; cytoplasmic vesicle. Gene Ontology annotation, molecular function: protein binding; signaling receptor activity. The coding region runs from base 1367 to 4327 and encodes 986 amino acids. Gene Ontology annotation, biological process: actin cytoskeleton organization; establishment of cell polarity involved in ameboidal cell migration; hippo signaling. The record is from RefSeq and is a predicted model, not a curated record. The transcript has 12 exons.